AUGGAGAAGAAGUUAAGGAUAAAGAAGAAAGUAUGGAUGGGGAAGAAGUUUGGGAUGGAGAAGAAAUUUGGAAUGGAGAAGAAUCUACUAAGUAUGAAGAAGAAAUUAAGGAAGAAGAAGUUAAGGAAGGAGAAGAACUUUCGGAUGGGAUGGGAUAGGAUAGGAGAUUAUAUAGUUAAGGAUGGAGAAGAAACUUGGGAUGAUGGAGAACAAGUUAGGGAAGGAGAAGAAGAAGCUAAGGAUGGAGAAGUAGUUAUGGAUGGGGAAGAAGUGAAGGAAGGAGAAGAAGUUAAGGAAGAAGAAGAAGAAUAA
Sphenostylis stenocarpa is the source of this 312-nucleotide messenger RNA. The record is from the annotation of a GenBank genome assembly. Lineage: Eukaryota; Viridiplantae; Streptophyta; Magnoliopsida; Fabales; Fabaceae.